Molecule: messenger RNA, 896 nt
Organism: Tympanuchus pallidicinctus (lesser prairie-chicken)
Lineage: Eukaryota; Metazoa; Chordata; Aves; Galliformes; Phasianidae
Product: olfactory receptor-like protein COR8
Biological process (GO): G protein-coupled receptor signaling pathway; sensory perception of smell
Cellular component (GO): membrane
Molecular function (GO): G protein-coupled receptor activity; olfactory receptor activity; odorant binding
Source: RefSeq, a predicted model, not a curated record
UGACAGGUGAGCCUGAGCUGCAGACUCCUCUCUUCGUAGUGUUCUCAGAGAUUUGUUUCAUCGCUGUGCUGGGUGAUGCUGGGCUGAUCACACUGAUCACGACAAGCCCCCAGCUGCACGCUCCCAUGUACUUCUUUCUCUGCAAUCUAUCUGUUGUUGAUCUUUGCUACUCCACUGUCUUUUCUCCAAGGCUGCUUAAGUUCUUGCUGAAUAAUAAAGCCAUUUCCUACUCUGCCUGCUUCACCCAGCAUUUCUUUUUCCUCGUGUCUGUGACCACAGAGGUGCUCUUGCUGGCCGUGAUGGCAUACGACCACCACAUAGCUAUUUGCAGCCCCUUGCUCUACAUUAUUUCCAUGCCCAAGCUUUGCAUGAAGCCUGUGGCUGGCUCGUGCCUGGGGGGCAUUCUGAACUCACUAACCCAGACGUGCUGCUUGCUGUGCUUGCCGUUCUGUGGCCCCAGUAUCAUCAACCAUUACUUCUGUGACACCAACCCCCUGCUGAAGCUCACCUGUUCUGAUGGCCACCUCCAUGAGCUUCUGCUCAUCACCUUCAAUGGGCCGCUUCCCACGACUGUGCUCCUGGCCGUCACCUCACAUGCAUAUAUCCUCGUCUCCAUCCUGAGCAUCAGGUCUGCCAGGGGACGACACAAAGCCUUCUCCACUUGUGCCUCCAACCUGCUGACUGUCACCUUAUUCUACGUGCCUGCUGGCCUCAGCCACAUGCAGCCAGGCUCCAAGAGCUGCUGGAUGUGGAGAAGAUUCAGGGCAGUGUUUUACACCUUGCUUGUUCCUAUGCUCAACCCUCUGAUCCACAGCUUGAGAAAUAAGGAUGUCAAGAACACACUCAGGAGAGCAAGAGAGAAAAUAUUCUCUCAAGCUGCUCACUGUGUAUUCUGA